AGCUUGUAGGUGCUGUAAGAUAAAGUGAUUUGUCUGUAUAAGUCGACGAAAACUCAAAGAGGAAGUAAGGAUUUUUAUAUUGUGUGUUGAUAGAGGGAGAUAGUACAAUGUCCUACAAAUGCAAGAUUUGUGAUAAGUCGUUGACUAGUAAAAAUGGUUUAAGUUAUCACAUCAAAAUCCACACAGGACAGAAACCCUACAAAUGUGAAACAUGUAAUACAUGUUUUGCUUGUAAGAGCAGUUUGAAUUCUCAUCUUAGAAUCCACAAAGGAGAAAAACCCUACAAAUGCCAAACAUGUAAUAAAUGUUUUGCUCAUUACAGCAGUUUCUGUCGUCAUCUCAGAACCCACACAAAAGAAAAACCUUACGAAUGCAAAACAUGUAAUAAAUGUUUUGCUCAUUCCAGCAGUUUUAAUAAUCAUCUCAGAACUCACACAGGAGAAAAACCCUACAUAUGUAAAACAUGUAGUAAAUGUUUUGCUCAAUUGGGCAAUUUGAAUAGUCAUCUCAAAAUCCACAAAGGAGAAAAACCCUACAAAUGCGAAACAUGUAAUAAAUGUUUUGCUCAAUUGCGCUAUUUGAAUUGUCACAUUAGAAUUCACACAGGAGAAAAACCCUACGAGUGCAAAAUAUGCAAUAAACGUUUCAGGAACAGAUGCUCUUUAUAUUAUCAUCGAAAACUCUACACUGAAGAGAAAACCUACAAAUGCAAAAUGUGUGAUAAAUGUUUUCCUGAAGAAUGGGUAUUAGAUUGUCAUUGCAAAAGACAUUUGAGGGAGAAACUACAUCAGUGCGAAAUACCCCAUCGAAAUUUCCUCCCCGGAAUGGAAGUGAGUAACAAUACAACGGGUUAUUCAAAUGUAAUUUCCAGCGAUUAUUCCAGCGAUCGUCGUUUCGAACAACAAAAUAAUUUAAUUCACCAACUUCCCACUUAUUCUGAAUACAGACCAUUGAUAUGUCUUGUGUGUAAUAGUCAAUUUCAAACGGAAGCGAACCUGGAUGCUCAUCGUGCAAUGCACGAUCUAUACCCAUUUAAUUGCAUUAUAUGUUUUCAAGUGUUCUGUAGUCAUAAGGCUUUAGAAGAACACAAAAUAAUUCACGAACCAUUAGUCAAUUCAAGGAUUGCUAAAAUGCAGAGCCAAGAUGAUCGGAAAGGUAGUCAGCAUAAUCGUUCUCCAAGUGCUCCGGAAGCUAAAUGUUCAAAGCUAGAGCAUUACUUUAAGAGGCAAUCUCCUUCGGACAUUAACAAGAAAGGAAUGUUAUCCUUACGACAGUAUUUAGAAUCACAGUUAGUGCUGCAGUUGAAGUGUAUCGAAGAUAAGUUGGCUAAUUUGGAAUUGGCUAGUCAAUUAACUUUGUCCUUAGUAAGAAAACCGGAGAACGACCUUUCUAAAUUGUGUUUGCGUUUAGUGUUGAUAGACAGAGAUAGUACAUGUCCUACAAAUGCGAAAUUUGUGAUAAAUCGUUUACUCUUUGCUUCUAAAUGCAAUUUGAAUCGUCAUCUUAAAAUUCACAAAGGAGAAAAACCCUAUAAAUGCCAAACAUGUAAUAAAUGUUUUGCUCAUCACAGCAGUUUCUAUCGUCAUCUCAGAACCCACACAGGUGAAAAACCCUACAAAUGCAAAACAUGUAAUAAAUGUUCUGCUUAUUUGGGCAGUUUGAAUCGUCAUCUAAGAAUCCACAAAGGAGAUAAACCCUACAAAUGCGAUACAUGUAAUAAAUGUUUUGCUUAUUUGGGCAGUUUGAAAUAUCAUAUUAGAAUUCACACAGGUGAAAAACCCUACAAAUGCGAAACAUGUAAUAAAUGUUUUGCUUAUUUGGGCAGUUUGAAAUAUCAUAUUAGAAUUCACACAGGUGAAAAACCCUACAAAUGCGAAACAUGUAAUAAAUGUUUCGCUCAUUUGCACAAUUUGAAAUAUCAUAUUAGAAUUCACACAGGAGAAAAACCCUACGAGUGCAGAAUAUGCAAUAAACGUUUCAGGAACAGAUGCUCUUUACAUUAUCAUCGAAAAGGGUACACUGAAGAGAAAACCUACAAAUGCAAAAUAUGUAAUAAAUGUUUUCCUGAAGAAUGGGUAUUAGAUUGUCAUUGCAAAAGACAUUUGAGGGAGAAACUACACCAGUGUGAAAUACCCCAUCAAAAUUUCCUCUCUGGAAUGGAAGUGAAUAACAAUACAACAGGUUAUUCAAAUGUAAUUUCCAGCGAUCGUCGUUUCGAACAACAAAAUCAUUUCAUUCAGCAUCUUCCCACUCAUUCUGAAUAUAGACCAUUGAUAUGUCUUGUAUUGGUAGACAGAGAUAGUACAAUGACCUACAAAUGUGAAAUUUGUGAUAAAUCGUUUACUAGAAAACAGGGUUUAACAUAUCAUAUGAAAACCCACACAGGAGAGAAACCCUACAAAUGUGAAACAUGUAAUGCAUGUUUUACUUCUAAGAGCAAUUUGAAUUGUCAUAUGAGAAUUCACACAGGAGAAAAGCCCUACGAGUGCAGAAUAUGCAAUAAACGUUACAGGCACAACAGCUCUUUAACUUAUCAUCAAAAACAAUACACUGGAGAAACAACCUACAAAUGCAAAAUAUGUAAUAAAUGUUUUCCUGAAGAAUGGGUAUUAGAUUGUCAUUGCAAAAGACAUUUGAGGCAGAUACUACACCAGUGUGAAAUACCCCAUCAAAAUUUCCUCUCUGGAAUGGAAGCAAGUAACAAUACAACGGGUUGUUCAAAUGUAAUUUCCAGCGAUUAUUCCAGCGAUCGUCGUUUCGAACAACCAAAUCAUUUCAUUCAGCAUCUUCCCACUCAUUCUGAAUACAGACCAUUGAUUUGUCUUGUGUGUAAUAGUCAAUUUCAAACGGAAGCAAACCUGGAUGCUCAUCGUGCAAUGCACGAUCUAUACCCAUUUAAUUGCAUUAUAUGUUUUCAAGUGUUCUGUAGUCAUAAGGCUUUAGAAGAACACAAAAUAAUNGACAAAUUGAAUUGUUUGUGUAAGUUUACAGUAAUACAUAGAGGAAGUCAGGCUUUUUAUAUUGUUUCAUGGGAAACUUCGAUACAAGAAAUAGAGAGAGGAAUAUCUGGGCUAGAUUUUUUAGAAAAAGAAUACAUCCGAUGGAAAGCGGUCAUAAAAGACCAGAAGACUUGGAAAAAGGGAUGUGAUGCGGGUAAAAACAUCAAACUUACUAAAGGUUGGCUUAGAAAAAAUGAUUUGGUUACAACAAGAGCGGACAAAAGCAAAGCUUUGGUAAUUAUGAAAAGACAGACAUAUAAUAACGCGAUGGAGGAAUACAUUAAAAAAACCGAAUGCGAGAGUGUUGAAGCAAAUGUUAUUGAAAGCAUCGACAGAAGGGUUAGGAAGCUUGAAAAGGCUAAGCUGAGUAAUGCAUUACCUUUUCUCAAAAAUUGUCGAAAUUCCAGUCCAGGUAUGCCAAGAUUGUUUGCUUUUGCUAAGACCCAUAAAGAGGGUAAAGAAAUGAGACCUGUAGUGGAAAGGUGCAGAGGACCAACGUUUAUUCUUGAAAAGAGAUUACAUAAGUUUCUCACCUCGCACCUCGAGAAUAAUAUACAUGUGGCGCAUGAUCCAAGAGAAGUGGUUAAUGAGAUACAAGAUCUAGUUUUAAUGGAGGAUGAAAUUGGAACAGUGAUGGACUAUGAAAGUUUAUACCCAUCUAUAAAAAUUGAAUCAUGCAGAGUAGCACUUUUAGACUUCAUGCUGAGCAAGAGCCCAAAUUUGGCGGGUUACAAUAAUGAUUUGAUCGAACUAGCUAACCUUAUUUGUUAUCAAUCUUUUUUCGCAUUUAAUGGCCGUCGAUACAGACAAAGAAGAGGAGUCCCUAUGGGAAGUCCCAUGUCAGGACUUUUAUGUGAGCUUGUAUUGAGAAGGUUGGAAAAAAGUGCUCUUUCUGUUUUCUUAAAUGCCAUUGUGUAUUUUAAAAGAUACGUGGACGAUGUCUUGGGAAUUGUGAAAAAGAUAAAUUUUACGUUGAAACAUGUAAACUACUAUCAGUAUGUGCAGUUAUUAACUGUGUUGAUAGAGGGAGAUAGUACAAUGUCCUACAAAUGCAAGAUUUGUGAUAAGUCGUUGACUAGUAAAAAUGGUUUAAGUUAUCACAUCAAAAUCCACACAGGACAGAAACCCUACAAAUGUGAAACAUGUAAUACAUGUUUUGCUUGUAAGAGCAGUUUGAAUUCUCAUCUUAGAAUCCACAAAGGAGAAAAACCCUACAAAUGCCAAACAUGUAAUAAAUGUUUUGCUCAUUACAGCAGUUUCUGUCGUCAUCUCAGAACCCACACAAAAGAAAAACCUUACGAAUGCAAAACAUGUAAUAAAUGUUUUGCUCAUUCCAGCAGUUUUAAUAAUCAUCUCAGAACUCACACAGGAGAAAAACCCUACAUAUGUAAAACAUGUAGUAAAUGUUUUGCUCAAUUGGGCAAUUUGAAUAGUCAUCUCAAAAUCCACAAAGGAGAAAAACCCUACAAAUGCGAAACAUGUAAUAAAUGUUUUGCUCAAUUGCGCUAUUUGAAUUGUCACAUUAGAAUUCACACAGGAGAAAAACCCUACGAGUGCAAAAUAUGCAAUAAACGUUUCAGGAACAGAUGCUCUUUAUAUUAUCAUCGAAAACUCUACACUGAAGAGAAAACCUACAAAUGCAAAAUGUGUGAUAAAUGUUUUCCUGAAGAAUGGGUAUUAGAUUGUCAUUGCAAAAGACAUUUGAGGGAGAAACUACAUCAGUGCGAAAUACCCCAUCGAAAUUUCCUCCCCGGAAUGGAAGUGAGUAACAAUACAACGGGUUAUUCAAAUGUAAUUUCCAGCGAUUAUUCCAGCGAUCGUCGUUUCGAACAACAAAAUAAUUUAAUUCACCAACUUCCCACUUAUUCUGAAUACAGACCAUUGAUAUGUCUUGUGUGUAAUAGUCAAUUUCAAACGGAAGCGAACCUGGAUGCUCAUCGUGCAAUGCACGAUCUAUACCCAUUUAAUUGCAUUAUAUGUUUUCAAGUGUUCUGUAGUCAUAAGGCUUUAGAAGAACACAAAAUAAUUCACGAACCAUUAGUCAAUUCGUUUUAGUAUUGCAAUAAAUGCAGUGUGGCAUUUGCUU
Centruroides sculpturatus (bark scorpion) is the source of this 5085-nucleotide messenger RNA. RefSeq names its product zinc finger protein 91-like. The transcript is spliced from 10 exons. Lineage: Eukaryota; Metazoa; Arthropoda; Arachnida; Scorpiones; Buthidae. The record is from RefSeq and is a predicted model, not a curated record. The coding region runs from base 108 to 5054 and encodes 1648 amino acids.